Messenger RNA from Mytilinidion resinicola, 913 nucleotides. RefSeq lists its product as uncharacterized. The record is from RefSeq and is a predicted model, not a curated record. The transcript has a single exon. NCBI's taxonomy places the organism in Eukaryota, Fungi, Ascomycota, Dothideomycetes, Mytilinidiales, Mytilinidiaceae. The coding region runs from base 113 to 655 and encodes 180 amino acids.
UUCCGCAACCUGAACGAGGUGCAAUUCUACCCUUUUGAACGACCUAAAAGCUUGCUAAGCCACCUCAGACGACGCCAUCUACCACCCACACAAGGUAUAUCGACGUACCGGUAUGUCACAAAUACUUGAAGAAGAAGCUUUAGUGGGUCUGCCGCUAGCACAAAUCCUGAGCCGAUGCCUGUCAAUUUGUUCUACCCUUGUGUCAACUUCCUCGUUCGCCGCUCAACAGCAACUCCACAGCCUACCCCAAGCUCUCGAGCAUAUUGGCGAAGGGCUCCAAGCUGUAUGCUACGGUCUCAUCGGCACAGACAAAGUCUACAAACGGGCUCACGACGGGAGCAACAAUACGGAAAAUAACACUGAGAACGUAGCUACUGAGUACGAAAGCUAUCAACAGCUCCGCAAAGCUUGGAACAGAUUCCCAGAUAUUAUGGAACUCGUUGAACUGCCCAAAGCGUUCCACUUUGUCACCCCCAGUACCCAUUUAGGGCAAGAAUGGUCGCAAAAGAACGAGAACUUGUUUCCUUCCGCCCACCAAAAGGUCACAAGUUGUUCUCAUUUUGGAGCGAAUCCUACCCCUCCCACGGAUAGUACGGCACUCGCUCAUCGACGAAUAGCUACCCAAUCAACACUCCGACCACGCUCUCGUCCUUAAAUCCUCCAAGUUCCAGAAGCAGUGCUUGGCUAGAGUCUUCCUUGGCGAGCGCACAAAAUCCGCAGAAAGCGUCCUCCAACGUCCUACCCAAAGAACCCGCGGUCUUUACUUUGCCAAACUUCCCCUUCUACGUAGACAUGAUGGAGACGCUAGGGCUCGAUCUUGACGUAUUUGCGCAGGCUUUGGCCAGGGCACAUGCGGUGAUACAUUGGGCCGCAAGGCUUGACGGGGACGAUAUCGAGUUUGUUCUGGGUACUU